AUGGAGGACAACAACACAUGCCGCAGUGAUCGAGAGCAGUUGGGACUCAAGUUCACCAUUGACUACCUGUUGUACAAUAAGGGACGCAACACUGAGAGAGUUGAACCAGAGGACAAAACAUGCCCAUCUGAAGAGCUUCAAACCACAGUCAAUGAGCAAACACAAGGAACUCUCUCAUUCAAGGACAGUGAAAAAUCAGAGGAACAAGAAAAUGAAGAGGAUGGAUGUAAAGAGGAACACGAAAAACAGAAUCUACAGACUGAAGGAACAGAGGAGAAGCCAACCCAAUCCUACAUUGCCCUCAUUUCCAUGGCCAUCCUGGAUUCAGAAGAGAAGAAGCUUUUGCUAUGUGAUAUUUACCAGUGGAUCAUGGAUCACUAUCCUUACUUCAAAAGCAAGGACAAGAACUGGAGAAACAGUGUGAGGCACAACCUCUCUUUGAACGAGUGCUUCGUUAAAGUAGGUCGCAGUGACAAUGGCAAAGGCCAUUUCUGGGCUAUUCAUCCGGCCAACUUUCAAGACUUCUCUAACGGAGACUACCACCGCCGUCGAGCCCGGAGAAGAAUCCGCAGAGUAACGGGGCAGCUUACCUUCGCACUGCCUGCACAUUACCAGACCCUCAACCGUCUGAAACGGACACCAUGCUGGUGCUGCCCGCCAACCCAGUCAUUAAUGUGUUUCUCACCCAGAGUGUACUGGAGCUGGGCUGCACUUCAGACACAUCGCCCACCCUCUCUUCAUGCACUAAUAUGA
This is a messenger RNA of Xyrauchen texanus (razorback sucker), 753 nucleotides long. It is a transcript of the gene foxq2, whose product is annotated as forkhead box Q2. Lineage: Eukaryota; Metazoa; Chordata; Actinopteri; Cypriniformes; Catostomidae. The transcript has 2 exons. The record is from RefSeq and is a predicted model, not a curated record. The coding region runs from base 1 to 753 and encodes 250 amino acids. Gene Ontology annotation, molecular function: DNA-binding transcription factor activity, RNA polymerase II-specific; RNA polymerase II cis-regulatory region sequence-specific DNA binding. Gene Ontology annotation, biological process: regulation of transcription by RNA polymerase II; cell differentiation; anatomical structure morphogenesis.